GUGCCGAGCUGCAUCGGUCAAAUCCAUUCUUGUUUGCCAUCCAGGUUACGCUUGGUUUGCUGCUCACUGUAACCGGACCUUCACCAGGGAAUUCGUCGACGCAACUGUUCCACCUACCUGAUAUCCCGGGACGUGACUGGCCUUAUCGUCGGACACCAGAUGGUGCCAGAGGCUACUUGCCCCCGACCAGUUCAACUCUAUCAGAGGACAAGACCAUGACGUCACGGGAAUGCUAUUUAAGGACCUGCUUCUGCGAGGGAUCCUUCAGUGGGCGCGGCAGCAGUGCCGAGAUGCAUCGGUCAAAUCCAUUCUUGUUUGCCAUCCAGGGCGGCGCCACGUAGCGCGGGGCAUGCCGACGCCUGGUUGCAGCAGCAACAGCAGCGACGAGGGCAGCCAGCUGGACUGGGCCAUCGCGGGAUACCGAGCCUGCGCCCAGGAGGCCCUGCGGUUUCUCAUCGAGCAGGAGCAGCUGCCAGGCAACGAUCCCGUGGUGCUCGGCCUCUGGCGACACUUAGCCCUACAGGAGCUCACCAUGGACGCGGACUCUGUGAUGAGCCAGCAGGCGGCAGAAGGCGAAUUGCCGUUGCACGUUCCAGCGGAAGACGAGGCUCCGUCCGGCAGCUCGGAGGAAGAAAUUUCGCAUCAGUUACGUGGUCAGGGCCAGGAUCUGCUGAUCAGCCGCGACCCACAUCCUUCGAGCGACUGCCCGCAGAGCCUAGUCGAUGCGCUGUCUCCGGUUACGCCGUCGUGCGUGAACAGCGCACCGAUUGCGAUAAGACGGACAUCUCCCACCACAGAACUGUGCAGACGCGCUCAAGAAUAGUGACUGAAUGUGCGCGCUAAGUCGGUGGACAAUGACCUCUGCGGUCACUAUUUCCGUCAGGCGUGUCACAGAGACAUAUAAGUUACCGAAUGCUCAAUGUUUACACAUCACUUACAGUUUUUUUAUUAAGCCACGAGUCGCAAACAACUCCUGCUAUCAGGAAAGCAGUUUUCUUUUAUAAGUGCAGGUACGCGAUAAGAAUCCACGCUCAUUGUAUUGAAAUAUACUGUCUGUAUGCUAGCGAGA
Molecule: messenger RNA, 1069 nt
Organism: Dermacentor andersoni
Lineage: Eukaryota; Metazoa; Arthropoda; Arachnida; Ixodida; Ixodidae
Source: RefSeq, a predicted model, not a curated record